AUGGAAACCCUAAACAACCAUCCAAUUUUGGUUUCUAAAAUCGCCAUUAUAGGGGCUGGAGUAAGCGGCAUAGCUGCUACCAAACAACUAUCCCACCACAACCCUCUUGUUUUUGAGGCCUCUGACUCCAUUGGUGGGGUUUGGAAGCAUUGCUCCUACAAUUCUACGAAGCUUCAGUCACAUCAACGGGGUUAUGAGUUCAGUGAUUUCCCUUGGCCUGAAAGAGAUAAUUCAGAUUUCCCUACCCACUUGGAGAUUUUGGAUUACUUGCACUCCUAUGCUGAGCACUUUGAUGUGCUGAAGAACAUUAGGUUCAACUCCAAGGUGGUGGAAAUCCGGUUUGUUGGGGACCAAGAUGCCUCUGAUUUUGAAGAUUAUGGAAACCCACUUCCUGGUCAGCCAGUAUGGGAAGUUGCUGUUCAGACCAAUCAAUCAGACACCAUUCAGUGGUACGCCUUCGAAUUUGUAGUGGUUUGCAUUGGAAAAUAUGGUGACAUACCCUUGAUUCCAGAAUUUCAAGACAGCAAAGGCCCUGAAGUUUUCAAGGGGAAGGUCGUGCAUACGCUUGAUUACUGUAAACUUGACCAGGAAGCUGCCACUGAACUUCUCAAGGGAAAGAAGGUUGUGGUGGUCGGUUUCAAAAAGUCAGGUAUCGAUAUAGCCACGGAAUGUGCUCAGGCAAACCAAGGACCUGAAGGGCAAGCGUGCACCAUGGUAAUAAGGACUUUGCAUUGGGUAGUUCCCCAUUACUGGAUUUGGGGAUUGCCAUUUUUCUUGUUCUACUCAACAAGGUCUUCUCAGUUCCUCCACGAAAGACCUAACCAGGGUUUACUCAAAGCACUUCUUUGCCUCCUGUUAUCUCCAGUGAGACGUGGAAUUUCAAAGUUUAUUGAGUCCUACCUGCUCUGGAAACUCCCUUUGGAUAAGUAUGGGUUAAAACCAGAACACCCUUUUGAGGAAGAUUAUGCAUCUUGUCAAAUGGCUAUCAUGCCAGAAAAUUUCUUCUCUGAGGCUGAUAAGGGAAAAAUUGUAUUCAAAAAGGCAUCAAAGUGGUGGUUCUGGAGUGAAGGGGUUGAAUUUGAAGACAAUUCUAAAAUAGAAGCUGAUGUUGUGAUUCUUGCAACUGGUUUUGAUGGAAAGAAGAAGCUCAAAACCAUUUUACCAGAGCCAUUUCGUAGCUUGUUGGAUUACCCUUCUGGAAUCAUGCCCUUGUAUAGGGGAACUAUCCAUCCAUUGAUUCCAAACAUGGCUUUUGUGGGUUAUAUUGAGAGUGUUACAAAUCUUCACACUUCAGAGAUACGAUCCUUGUGGCUUUCUGGACUAGUAGAUGAUAAAUUUAAGCUCCCGAGUGUUGAGAAGAUGUUUUCACAAAUACUUAAGGAGAUGGAAGUCAUGAAAAGGUCAACUAGGUUCUAUGAAAGGCAUUGCAUUUCAACUUAUAGCAUCAACCACAGUGAUGAAAUAUGUGAAGAUAUGGGUUGGAGUUCAUGGAGGAAGAAGAACUGGAUAACAGAAGCAUUCAGCCCUUAUAGCAGUGAAGACUAUAAGAAGGAAGAUUGA
Gastrolobium bilobum is the source of this 1560-nucleotide messenger RNA. Its product is annotated as probable flavin-containing monooxygenase 1. Gene Ontology annotation, molecular function: N,N-dimethylaniline monooxygenase activity; NADP binding; flavin adenine dinucleotide binding. The transcript has 5 exons. The record is from RefSeq and is a predicted model, not a curated record. The coding region runs from base 1 to 1560 and encodes 519 amino acids. Lineage: Eukaryota; Viridiplantae; Streptophyta; Magnoliopsida; Fabales; Fabaceae.